AUGGCACCCCGAGGAUUUAUCAAUCCGACUCCCAAGACCGAGUCUGCACGCUCUGCCUUGAGCUCUUUUACCUGCACCCUUUGCAAUAAGUCCUAUUCCCGCCAUCCAGAAUACGAGGCGCAUAUCUCUUCAUAUGACCAUCAGCAUCGCAAACGUCUCCAGGACCUGAAACAGUUGUCGCGAGACCCAAAUGCCGCCGAGAAGGCAAGGCGAGCAGAGAAAAAAGUCGAUGCAGAGGCUGGCCUAAGGGUAAUCGAUACUAAUAGGGAUGGGGCAUCCCUAGGGACAGGAACGGUGGGUGGCGGAGGCGGCGGCGUCAGCAGUGCCGGAGGCUUCAAGAAAGGCGGGUUCAAAAGCUCCUUUACAGCCGUCAAGGGCCCCGUAGCACCCACAGCACCGACUAGGAAAAAUGUGCUUGGGGAUGACGACGACGACGACGACGACGACGAACAUCCAGACCUUGCCGAAACAGGCGAACGAGCUGAGGCUCAAUCGCCUGGUCCCGCUGGCGGUAUUCGGCACGAGUCUGCAGAAAGUGACACGGACGAAGAGAUUAUGCAUAACAAGGUGGGCGGUGACUACUACGACCCCCGAAGACCGACCGAUUGUUGGCCCGAGUGUGUCGGUGCUAGAACUGUCGAGGCUACCUCUCCAUUGCAAUAA
Molecule: messenger RNA, 663 nt
Organism: Aspergillus steynii IBT 23096
Lineage: Eukaryota; Fungi; Ascomycota; Eurotiomycetes; Eurotiales; Aspergillaceae
Product: putative C2H2 finger domain protein
Exons: 3
Coding region: 1-663 (220 amino acids)
Source: RefSeq, a predicted model, not a curated record